This is a messenger RNA of Salarias fasciatus (jewelled blenny), 5494 nucleotides long. It is a transcript of the gene nell3, whose product is annotated as NELL (neural EGFL like) family member 3. Gene Ontology annotation, molecular function: calcium ion binding; heparin binding; protein binding. The coding region runs from base 248 to 3049 and encodes 933 amino acids. Lineage: Eukaryota; Metazoa; Chordata; Actinopteri; Blenniiformes; Blenniidae. The record is from RefSeq and is a predicted model, not a curated record. The transcript is spliced from 5 exons.
UAAGAGGGAUAUUGUUCUCCAGAAAAGAAGGAGGGAGGCUGAAGGGUUAAUUUGUGGCCGGGGAAACCUGAUGCUAAUUAAGUCUGAGGAAUGCCACAUACUGACAUUGUGGAGCAGAAAGCCUUCAGAGAGGGUCAGGCAUGGAGCGAGCCGGCAGUAAUGCGCGUGUCUGAGGUUUCCAGCCCGCACUGACAGUCUCACCAAAGCCCGGAGCUGAAGGGAAGAAGAGUCACUGAAGGGGGGAAAGAUGGUUUUAUGGACGCCAGUGCUGCUGGCGCUGCUCUCCUGGGCGUCGCUGCCAAAGCGCGCCGGAGCGGAGAUGUGCCGCGGGACGCACUGCUCCGGCGGGGACGCGGCGGAUCCCAGACCGUGCGCCGGGGAACACUGCCCGGGCGGCAGGUCCAGCAGACCUCCGCGGCACUUCCACCCGAUCACCCCGGGGAAGGCGGGCCAGCAGCAGGCGUACCAGAGCCUCCCGAGGGCGGCGGCGGCGGAGCCCCACGCGCCCGCGCCGCUGCUCCGGUCGCGGCACGGCGGCGGCGGCGGCGCGCGGAUGAGAGCGCCCGAACUGCUACCUGCGGGAUGCGCCGACGCGGACUGCGCCGCUCCGGUGAAGCCGUUUCAGCCCAGCAACGACACCCGAGACUGCAGGGGGAUCGAGUGCAGGCUGCCGCUCAGGAUACGGACCAAACACCGGGCGAAGUCGUGCGCGGGGGAGGGAUGCGCGUCCCCGGAGGAGAGCGUCUCUUCCAGCGGCAGCCAGCUUCCUCCCGUCCAUCUGGCCGACAGAGCCGCGCAGUUUCUGGGAGAUUUUCCGGAGUUUGGACAUCCGUCGCCGGAACUUGGCAGCGCGCCUCUGGGAGUCCAGCUCACAUGUGACAUCAAGCCAGGGGAGAACGAGGUCCCGUCAGAGGACGCCCUCAUUCUGCACCUCCAGCUGGCCAAGGGGCAGGAGAAGCUGGUGGAGGCCCUGCGGACCCAGCAGAGCAUCAUCCGGGACCUGCAGCUGAAGCUGGCCGACCAACAGGAGGCGCUUCUGUCGCAGCAGCGGGAGAUCCUGGAGCAGCAGCGGCGGAUGUACGAGCAGAUGGACGUGGUGAAGGCCCAGUACGGGCUCCUCUCCGACACCGUCAAGCAGGUCUCCUUCCAGGGCCUCCAGGGCGAGCUGCAGAGCUACUUCGAGACUCACCUGGCCGGCCUGCAGAGCCAGGCCCGCAGCCACCUGCAGAAGUCCUACGCCGUCCACAAAAUGGACAUCGACUCCAAGGUGAUGGACGUGGUCGGGGAGGCUCACUUCCCCCAGCCGCUGCUGGGAUGCCCUUCGCCCUGCGGAUCGGAGGAGUACUGUGAUUUCCAGAGGGACCCCCCUCAGUGUGAGAAGUGCACCAUGUGUCCGCCAGGCUUCUUCCUGAUCUCACAGUGCUCCCCCACCGCCGACAGAAUGUGCCAGGACAGAGACGAGUGUCUGGAGUUACCAAAUGUCUGUGGAGAGCGAGUGAAGUGCCUGAAUACCCCAGGUGGAUUCAGGUGCCUGGGAGCUCCUGAGAGAGAGGCAGUGCUGGGUUUGUGUGGUCAGGAAUAUUUCUACAACCAGGAGCUGCAGGAGUGCCAGGCCUGCUCGGACUGCGGCGGUGAAUCUGUCACCGUGCCGUGCACGGCCAUCAGCGACGCCGUCUGCGGUCAGCCUCAGGAGAGCCGCCUCUCGCAGUCCUGGUCUGCGAACGCGGCGGUCCCGCCUGCGAGGACGCCCGGCGCUCAUAUUUUCCCCGGACUGCAGCUGACGAUACGAGGCAAGGAGAGCAGCGAUCUGCUGUCCAACGAGGCGGGGCGGGUGACCUUCCUGCAGCACGGCCUGGUGUGGCUGGAUCACAACUUUGCAAUCAAGCACAGCUGCAGGAACUUCCUCCAGGUGGGGAUGAGGCUCAACGCGAGCCAGGAGGAGGAGGGUCAGGACCUCAGCGGCGUUCGCAUCGAGCAGCCAGAUGGAAAGUACUUCCAGGGGGUGAGCGUCAGCACCGGGGUGGAGGUGGAGCCCAACCACACCUUCACGCUGCUGCUGAGGAGCCCCAACCAGCACUGCAAUCAGAGCAAGGACAUCCACGUCUACGACGUGGCGGCGCCGUCUCUCAGCCUGCUCUGGCUGUCGCACGACACCGGCGCCGUCGCCAUGACGGCUCAGAUGUCUCUGCUGGCGCACUACCAGACCAGCUACCGCCCCACUUUCCGCGUGACCUCGGUCUCCGACCCCUACAUGAUCAACCUGUCGCACGACAGCCGCGGCGUUCGCUUCACCGAGAGCGGGGUGGUGAAGUUCGUCCUGCAGCAGGCGCUGUACUCCAUGGGCCACACCUGCGUCCGAGAGGGGUUCUCCCUCAUCGCCUACACCAACCGCAACGGCACCGGCCAGGAGGCCAUGCAGGCCUUCAAGACCGGCGUGAACUACAGGGACACGUCCAUCACGCUCUCCGGAGCGGUGAGCGUCGAGAGCGCAGACAUGCUGAGCUUCGAGGUCACGUCCCCGUCGCAGUGCAACAUCCGCUACUUCGGCGACAGCACCGGAAUCAGCACGCUGAGCCUCAUCUGGAUUCCCUCCGCCGUCUCCUCGGCCCUGACGGCCACCGUGUCCCGGACCGGGCUGCCGUUCGGCGCGGUCAGGAACAAGCCGCUGCUGUUCCAGCAGGUCGGCCCGGACACGCCUCAGGUGCGCCUGGCCCGCCCGGGAGAGCCCGGCAGCCGCAAGAACUUCGUGUUCCACGAGAAGGGGACGGCCAGCAUCGCCCUCAACCUCAAGCUGAUCCACUCCUGUAACGUCGUCAAGCUCAGCGUGCAGCGGGCGGGGGGGCAGGGCAGGCAGGCGGGUCCUGUCGCUCAGCAGGUGUCCGGGUCCAUGCCUGAAGGCAGCGAGUGGGCCAGCAUAGGACUCAGGGCCUCCUUUCAGGUCCAGAACGGCACCGCUUUUUACGUCACUCUGGACUGCAUCCGCGGCCGGGUGAACCAGAUCACACACGAGGGCGGCACCAACAUCUCAGUCCUCUGGGUCGCAGUGUGAUCCAGGAAGAGGUGGAGCUUUUCUCAUGAGAACAUUUGAAAGGAAAACAGAACAAAGACUUUUGCACAAACUUGAAUUGCUGAGCAGAUUCAGAUUUGACCAAAAUAUGGUGGAAUAUUGGCUGAUGAUCAAUUAAUCCUCAUUCUCUGUCACGUCAUCGUCUUAAUUGUAUAUUUCUUUACAUUUUAGGACUUUCGGGGGGAAAUAUCUGGGGGAAACAUUCUAAAAGUACUGCUUUUGCUUGAAGUACUUCGGCUGGUUGAGCAGUGACCAAUUCUUCGUGAUGUGUGUGUGUGCGUGCGUGUGUGUGAGUGUGUGUGUGUACAUAAAUAUGCAGUGGUGCUUCAGUAUGUUUGUGCAUUAUGUACACACAUUUUGGCAUGCCUACUUACAGUACGUGUACGAAUCCAUGUAUGAGUCAGUUAAUGUGUAUAUCCCUCCAUCCCUGCAUAUAUUUAAAUAUGUAACGAGCAGUUUUUAUACUCUUGAUGAGACUUUAAAGCCGUUGUCUGACAGUUUGGGAAACAGGCGUUCAGGAUUAGAGGUGCAUUGGUGAAUUAACGCUCAUCGUGAGCGCCACCGCACUGGAGCGUAAACAGCAUGUCACCAGAGCACAAGCCAGGGGUGGGCAGGUCUGAACAGUCUCGCUGCUGAAGCAGAUGAAGAGAUAUGUGCUUAAAAUAAACAUCUGGUUAAAGUACUGCUCCACGUUUACUCAUGUAAAAAAAGCAUACUGUGAUGAUAAAAGUACAUUUCAGCCAUUUUUUUUUACUCUACUUGUGGAUAGUAUCCAGCAUUUCUCUUAAAAGUACACAUUGUAAAAUUUGAUGAUGCACUACUUUUAUGCAUUAGAUGGAAAUAAUUGGUCACUUUAAUAUCCAGUCUGUCUUUUCGCAGUUUGUUUUUUAAUCUGUUAGAACCCAGAGCUGCAGUGUGUGUGUUUUCUAACCAACCUGUCAUUAUUCAGACUGGACACAGAUGCUGGAGGUGGUUUGAGGUUUCUUAAUAUGUACAAUAAAAGAGAUUUAUGUCAGUAGAAUUACAUAAUUUCUGUUAUUUUACUGGCUUAUUUCUUAAUUUAAUUUUAAAAGAAAAGCAAUAUUAGCAGUUGCUGCCCCACUCAUUUGAAAUGCAGUCAGUCUACAUCUUAUCACAAUGAGGUGAAAAUGAUUAACUACAUUGAAAAGAAUUUAUUUAAAAUGCAAGGAGUGUUAAAAAAAAAAAAAAGCAAUUUUUUUGACCCAAGAGAAGUGAAACUGAAGAGGGUGAAAGUAGAACCCGGUAAGAAAACCCACCUGCUGAAGUGCAGCACAGAUACCUGAGAAGUCUGCUUACGCACAUGAAGCUGUCUCACUGUGUUCCCUUCCACCUCUGGCAUCAGCAGCUGCUUCGGCUCUGCAGACCGAGGAUGUGCACGCUAUUAAAUCGUGGCUCACCCGCUGUUUUAUGCAGAGGAAAAUUGACUUUAAGAAGCAUGGAAAUAUGUUUUAGACUUUGCUGGAGGAGUUUGGCUUUCUACCAGUGACGUCCUGGUGUCGAAAGAACCACCUGGGACUCAUUCCCAGCAGAGGAAGACACUUUAAAAGCAGCUAAGUGACACUAAAAACUUCUUUUUUUGGUACAAACACACAGGUUUUACAAUGCAAACAGUUGAGCUGGAAGGUUUUCUACGGACACAAGCCAGCUGUUUCAGCACAAUUCCCAAACUGUCAGAGUACUUCUUUACAGUCUGUUGAGUUUGUUUCACUCAUGCAAUGUAACCUUUAAGCAGGAAUUUUGAUAUUUGGUGUUUUUGAUGGUAUUUAUUUUAUAAAACAGGACUUUUAUAUUUCACUAUAGAAUACAUGUGCGUCUCGACAGUGUUGAUAUUCUGAAACAUGCAGCUGCAGCUUCUCUCCGGUGUUUCUUUGCACACGUAUAGCUUGGCGUGGGACUGUGGCGCGUUUCAAACUUCAUGCUUUGCUAUGCUUCUCUCGAAAUGCAGUUUCCCUGUGAAGGGCUGCCCAUGCAUGUCUUCCCUAAUUGCCUCUGUGUGUGUUCUGUCCUCUGAACAAUUAGACAUAAUUAAGUGUUUCGGAGAGCUGGCAGCGAGGCCGCCGCUGAAGUCCUCUCGCUGGACUUUUCCUCACUUUGUUGCGCUUUUUCAGACGUUGUGGGUGUCGCCGGACUCCCUGUACGCUUCCCGUGGAACGUCAGUGUAUGCAUUCUUGUUCAACGCUGAAUAAAAUAUACAUAUAUUUUGCCAGAAAGAGGAAUUUCAUUCUGUCUUAGUUAUUUUGUUGCAUUUAUCUGGCAAGAAACAUGUUUACAGUUUUCAAGGAUUCUGAUUCAGAUCUUUUACUGGAAAAUGUAGAGGGGGAAAUAUGUUUUUUAAAAUACUCAGAUAUGUGUAAAUGUGGCCAAAGACAUGGCAGAUAUUUCACAGGAUUGUCGGAUGAUUUGAGU